Molecule: messenger RNA, 357 nt
Organism: Entrophospora sp. SA101
Lineage: Eukaryota; Fungi; Glomeromycota; Glomeromycetes; Entrophosporales; Entrophosporaceae
Source: the annotation of a GenBank genome assembly
AUGUUUUUUGCAUAUUUAUUAGGAAGAGAACUACAACUUAUUACAAUAAAAUUAUUCUUUGAAAUUUGUAGUGUUCAACCUUUGUCACAAACUGAAUUAGUUACAUCAGUAGAAGCUCAAGUUCAAGAAAUUAGUGGGGAACUUUUUGUUAUCAAUUUGACAGAAGAGGAGGAAAGUGAAGAAGGUAUUGUGGUUGAAUGGCUGUUAGGAACCUGCCUUACUUAUAAAAGUGUUAGAAAUCUCGUAAUUCAAAAUGAAAAAAAGGAGGAUAAUGAUGUUUUAUUUGUUGAAUCACGGGAAAUCGACUACAUAGAUAACGUUACCGCCGGUAACAACUUUGUACAAGUUGGAGCAUAA